This is a messenger RNA of Tetrahymena thermophila SB210, 3195 nucleotides long. RefSeq lists its product as hypothetical. The transcript is spliced from 6 exons. The record is from RefSeq and is a predicted model, not a curated record. NCBI's taxonomy places the organism in Eukaryota, Ciliophora, Oligohymenophorea, Hymenostomatida, Tetrahymenidae.
AUGUAAAGUUUUGUAAAUCUUAUCUAACUGGAAGAGAACUAUAACUUAAGUCUUUUGUCUUAUUCAAACUCUAUAAGGUAGUAUCUAUUAGAUAACAAAGUGCACGAAGAUAAAUACAUAUAGCUCAUGAAAGACAUCAAAGAUUUGUUUUCGUCUCCUACUUUUUUGAUGCCAAAUUUCUCUGACAAAAGAAAAUAAUUUUUCUCAUAAUUAUGCUUAAUUGCUUUUGAUUUUGCUAAUAAUUAAGUUACUGAAUAAUAAUCUUUGAGUGAAUUUAGAAAAAAAUUCAAAUUUCCUUUUGUAAUAAUUGCUAUUAUUUACACUAAACUUUUAGAGAUAAAAGAAGCCUUACCUGAAGAUUUCUUAACUCUAGUGGAUUGUCACUUCAAAAAUAAAGGUCCUUAAAGUAUAUUUGCCUCUUUGACAUUGAUUUCUUUAUUUUUGAAUGAAGUAGAUUAAUAUGAAAUAGAUUGUGACCAUAUUGAAUCUUCAAAUACAUUAAGUAGUUGUAGCGAGGCUGCAGAGUCUAAUAUUCCUAAAAAGGUCAAUAUAACUGUAAAGACAGUCUAAAAUUUCUUUGAUAAAUAAGGAUUAUAGAUGAUAGCAUUUCCCUUAAAUGUUAUCAAAAAUAUUCACUGUGUAGCACAUGAUCAAUAGAGUAUUAUCCAGCUAUUGCUAAAAAUAGUUGUGAUAAUAAUUAAAAACAUGAGUAACAAAAUCAAAUAAGAGUUUUUUUAUUUUCAUUAGAAGGAUUUAAAUGUGAUUCUUUCAUGUUUUAUAGGCUUUUUGUAGUAAAAUAACUAGGCUAGAGAAGAUCGCGAUGUAGCUUUAGCAAAUAUUUUUGAAUUUUGCGAAUUGCUAGCUAAAUCUACUUCACCUGCUUAAUUAUACGUUGCGUUUAAAGAUUUUUUAGUUUAUAUUUCAUAGAAUUUUUCAUUUGCUAAUGAUAGUAUAGAAUACUUUGACUUCAAUUCUAAGUGUGUGGAUUUUUUAGUUUCUAUUACUCCAUGCUUUAUUUAAUAGUCUGAGAAUUUAUCUGCAUAUCCUUUAAUAAUAUAGUUAUUGAAGUAAUCUGCUAAAAUAAAUCUUGUGAAUUUAGAGGAUUAGAUAGGCUGCUUGCAUAUAUGGAGCCAUUAUUCUGACUAGUUCAUUCAGGCUUACGAUAAUAAUAAUAAUUCAAUAAAAGCUGAAACAAUUAAUAACUUAGCUAUUCUGAAUUCUACUUUUAUUGAAUCUCUACAAUUUGAUAUAGAGCUAUUAUUUAAUUUGUAGAUAAAAGAUCAUGAUUCUGAAGAUGUUAAUUAAUUUGUGGACCAACUAUCCCGCUUAGUUAUUCAUUCUAAUCUCAUUGAUAACCAAUUAUUUGUAGAAGUAAUAAAAUCUUUGAGUCUACUUUAUUAGAAAAAUAUGCUCCUUUAUUAUACUUUCCAAAAAUGUUUGAUGAAGUAGUACCUUAAUUCUAAAGAUACUCUCAGCUAAAUUUACUAAGUUUUUGGCAAGAGUAAUGAUUUUCUUUAGAUUACAGAAUUGUUAUUUGAAUCUUUUAGUUAAGCACAAAAAUAAUUUGCAAAUUUAGAUCUAAAUACCAUAGCUGCUAUUGAAAAAUUUACAUAGUUCAUGUCUUAAAUAGGUGCAAAGCUGUUUAAUACUUAAAUAUCUCAUCUUGAGUAGUCUUAAAUUUUGGGAAUAUUUCAAAAAUAUAUUUUGAACCCAAUUAAAAUGUUUAAUUUAAAUAUAUUUUCUUAAUUACCUGAAAAUUUUAUACAGCUUAAUGAAGUUUAAUUUAGUCAAGUCUGCACAAUGAUGGAGUCAGUUCAUUACUUUAUUUUCUCUGACAAUAAAAGCAAUUCAGAUUAAGUUUUUGAGACAGAGGUUGAUGUUUCUAUGAUAAAAAAGAUAUUGUUAUUCAAUUAAUCAGUUAACUAAGACAUGGCCUACUGGAUUAACCCACAAUUAAAGAAUGAAAGAAAAAAAAUAAAAUAAUUCUACCAAAGUACAAUUUAUUGGGUAAUAUUUGCUUCAAUUAAUCUUGAAAAUGCUGCUAACAUAUUUGAAAGCUAUUUCUUUUAGAAAGAGUUCAAUAUUUGGGUAUUGAAUUCUACUAUCAAAAAGCUCAAAGGUAGGAUAUUACCAAACACAUUUCUGCUUUACUUGUGUUACUAUUUAAAAUCCCUCACUGACUCUGAUAGUUUUAGCAAAAUUGUUUAAAAGAGUGAAUAUGAAGAAAAAUUUAGAAAAUUAAUGGUAAAUAUUUCUAAAUCUGUACCUUCUGAGAUAUAUGUAGAUUACUCUAAAAUUUAGUACUAUCUUUAAUUAUACAUUAAUGAAGAGUGUUAAAUGUUUAGAUUUUAAAUAUUAAGUGACUAGACAGUCAGCUUACUGACAUUAGAAAACAGAUUUUCUCAUGUUUAUAAAGUAUUUAUAAUAUUAGAAGAUCUCUUUACAAUUGUUUAGAGAUUUCCUAAGUUUUAUUAUGAAAAUACAUUUAUGGGUCUAAAAAGGAAUUUCUUUUUAAAUCGUGUUUUUUGGAUUAUUGUUAAAUGCUUUACAAUAGUUCCUAAGUAAGAGCUAUUAGAAAACUCUCAGAUCUAUAAAACUAUUUCUCUUUACUUAAAUCUGGCAAUUAGAUUUAAAAUGGAUUUUCUUGAGAAAGAAGAAACUUAGUCAGAAAAUUCUCACUAUUUUAAUUUCAUUCUAGAGAUAUUAGACCACAUGUAUUUUACUAAUAAAAAAAUUGUGCUUGAUUUUUGUUAAAAGAUAUUGAAUUAUUUUGAUUAAGAUUGCUAUAAUUAAAACAUUAUUUAAUUAGCUUAAUCUAGCCAAACUUUUUAAAACAUCACUCUUUAGCUUUUUACUAAUAUUUGGGAGUAAAUCUUCAAUUUUUGUUCUAGUAGCAAUGAAAAGGCAGAAGAGUUUAAAGAAAAAGAUAUUAGCUAAUCUAUUGAUUUUAUUUUAAAAUUCUCUAAGUGUUUAUAAGGUAACUUGUCAAUAAUUUAAGACCGUAUUAUGCUUGUUAUAAAAGCCCAUCCUAUUUAUAGUUCGAAUUCUCAAAUUAUUUAUUCCACUAUCAUAGAAAAUUUGGUAAUUAAAGAAAUAGAUGGAGUUAAGGUUCUUUAAAAUGUUUUUUUAAAAUCUAUAAUUAAAGACUUACAGAUUUGGGCUAAAUCUAUAUGUCCUUAGAGAUUACAAAGCUGA